Molecule: messenger RNA, 3236 nt
Organism: Melanotaenia boesemani (Boeseman's rainbowfish)
Lineage: Eukaryota; Metazoa; Chordata; Actinopteri; Atheriniformes; Melanotaeniidae
Gene: cd68
Product: CD68 molecule
Exons: 6
Coding region: 109-1143 (344 amino acids)
Cellular component (GO): membrane
Source: RefSeq, a predicted model, not a curated record
GACGCAGCCAUGCAUUUAUGAGAAGAGGUGCAGCUCUUUAGCUGAACAUUGAGCUGGUUUACGGAGCUAAGACGCAGAAAUCUGAUCAGACUGUCAACAUCUGUCACCAUGCUGAAGGCUGUUGUGUUGUUCUUCGCUGUUUGCAGCGCUCUUGCUGCAUUGGACAGUAACACAGGGGAGUCCAAACCUCCUGCAUCUGUAGGCCCUGCAGGACAAUUUCACACUGCUGGCACGGCCACACCUGAAACCAAUCCUACACCCGCAACUGCAAACACAACUAUACCCCCAACUACAAACGCAACUACACACACAACUACAAACGCAACUACACCCACAACUACAAACGCAACUACACCCACAACUACAAACGCAACUACACCCACAACUACAAACGCAACUACACACACAACUACAAACGCAACUACACCCACAACUACAAACGCAACUACACCCACAACUACAGCCCAAAAUACAACCACUCCUGCAAAUACAACCACGCCUGCAACCACAACUCCACCUACCACAAUUCCUGCAACGACUCCUUCAACCACUGUGACUGUGGGAAACUACAGUCUGGAGAAAGACAAAGUUACUUGUCUGAAAGCUGACAUGGGGCUGAAGAUCCGACUGGAAUCAAAAGAGGCCAAUGGGACCUUUAUUGUUCAGCCAUCACAGACCAAUGCAAAAGGUGGAUGUGAGAAAACCACUGCUAACCUUACCCUCGUCUUUUCUCAAGGCUUCAUCACCUUCAUGUUCAACAAGAGCGUUGCUGACAACCUUGUCUACGUUGAUACUCUGUCGUUCCAACUGUCCUACCCCUUCGCAAACGGAGGUUUUCAACCGUACAAAGGCUCCAACUCGUCGCUGCAACUGUUCUCUGCAAGGAUUGGGCAUGCUUACUCCUGCAAGCAGGAAUCGGUCUACAUGGGGAAUGGACUGUACCUAGACGUCAUCCAAGACAGGAUGCAGGCCUUCAAUUUCACUUCCAAUGACUUCGGCACUUCUGACCCCUGUCCUGCCGACAAGCCUGACUACCGGGUUGCCAUCGCGGUUGGGGUGACGCUGCUGGUGCUGAUUGUGGUGGUGGUGGUGGUCUACCUGCUGGGCCGCAGGAAGAGGUCCGAUGGCUACCAGUCUCUGUGAGAGGAUGGAGGGCUGGCUGCAGGUCAAUAACAUGUACUCCAUCAGCGAGGUUGUAAUCUUUUGGGGGCUAAAUGGCACUUCCUCUGAAGCUACCAUUUUUCUGAUCCUGUUUUUACUGCAUUAACGAUGUUUUAUCCAGAAUUGUCCCGCAUGUGGAGGCUGAAGUGAGCCACCUAACGAGCUUAAGUGCAAUCAAUGAUUAAACAAAUCCACAUUAAUCCAAAGUCCAACAAACUCUAACAACUGCGUUACAAUGUAGGUCACCAGACUUUAACCUCGAAUUGUAAAACUAUUAUUAUUCAACUACUUUGAAUAAAAAAUCUGCACAUAAUUGGAUCUUACGUGCAGUCUGGGGCAAAAAACUUUGUCCUCGACCUGAAUAGAAACCACGUCUCAGCUUCCAUGAAGACAACAAAGUGAAACUUGACCCUGUUUUAUCUGAGAUUAAAAGAUCAAUACACCGAUUAGAAAAUCCACAUGUCAGUCUCCUCGUGGCACACUCAGGACUCCAUAACGAUUAGUUUUAAAAAGGUUGUUAUUUCUUAUUUGAUGACAGUAUCCUGCAUUUAUGAUUAUUUUCAUGUGCAAAAUUAGAUAAACUUAUGAGACUUUGACCCUAAACGAGUAUUUUCAUCAGGAUAAAUGAGCGAUAUUUGGUUUCUGGGACACUACCGUGUGUAUAAACUGACAGUCAUAAAUAACUGAGCAUUUAGUUAUCUUUGUUCUUUAAAUUGGCUUCUUUAAUCAACUAACUCAUCAUCAAACUGUGCGGUGAAGGUAAAAAUCGACCAUAUAUCCUGUUAAUUUGUGAAUUAACUCAUGUAAUUCAUUUACAUGUUUUAUUGUUUUCUGACGUGUUGGAAAUUUUGUGAUUUCUUUUUUAAUAAUCAAAUUUUGUGUUUCUUAUUUUUACUUUUUUUUUUUUUUUUUUACAAAAAGGAGAUUUAUCUAAUCAUUACUUGUACAGGUGAUUGUGCUGAAUAUGUAUUUGGUUUCUUAAUUUACACAAAGGGAAAAAAGGCAGUUUUAUACGGGGUUGUUCCAAUAUUAAUUGCACUAAUUACUGUUCCAGUUGAGCACCUCUGUUUUUAUAUGAAACUGAUACUUUGCUUUUUAUUAAUGUAAAACAAUGCUUUGCUUUUUAUUAUCUUUACUUCUUUAAGGUAAAAUGAUGCACUAUUGGAUAUGACUUGACGUUAGUGAGACUUAAAGCUCUCUAGGGUACAAUACGUGACAAAAAGGGACAUUUUUUUCAUGCAUGUGUCUGUAAUCUGCCCCCGGGAACUUCUUUAUAGUGGUUUCCUUUUUACACUCAAGUCAGGAGGUAUGAAUCUUUGAAAUUAAUUUGAUUUUUAAAAAUUCUUUUUCAAGUUUUUUCAAGCUGAACUCUCUUUAAUGAAUGCUUUGGCAUUUUAAGACCUAUCUGUCUCCCGUCUCUUUCCUUAGCACAUAAAUGAUGCCCACUACCCAGAUAGAAAUACAUUUUAUUGAUCAAAUUUGGCCUUGAAUAAAUGUGAGUGUAGCUGGUAUAACUCAGACACAUGACCGGCACAUGUGGCUAUAAGGAAGGCUUCCCGUAUUAGGGCCACUUGUGGCCCACAAGAUACUUGUCAUUCACAUCCAGGCCUCCAACUGACAUCUGGUCCACUUCUGGCCCACACAACAGCUGCCAGUACCGUAACUGAGCCAUGAGUGGCCAAACAUGUCUGCUAUCUGGGAUAAGUUUAGCUGAGGGCCACGGAGCGAGACGGGCUGUCAGGUUUUCAUACGGCAUCAUCUUCAUCAGCUCUUCUUUCUUUUAUUUCGUCAGCUUCAAAGUUUUUAAGUACUCAGAUGAAGUUAAAAUGUAAACGUUUGCAUCAAAUGUAGAAUAGGUUCGUUAUUACAACUGAAAGCUCCCGGACGGAUGCUGCAUGGAAUUUCUGGCUGCAGAAGUCCAGAGGCAGAUCUCUCAAACUGUGGUGUGAUGAGCCCAAACCGUCGAGUUGGCUGAGCAUGAAAUGAAAGAGGUGUGGUGGUUUGGGUCUGUGUGUGAAAUCAAUGACUCAUCGUGUCAAACAGUAACUUCCUCUGAGAAUAAAGACUUCUAUUUC